Molecule: messenger RNA, 1080 nt
Organism: Dermatophagoides pteronyssinus (European house dust mite)
Lineage: Eukaryota; Metazoa; Arthropoda; Arachnida; Sarcoptiformes; Pyroglyphidae
Source: RefSeq, a predicted model, not a curated record
UCAUUUUGUUUUGUCGUUUAUCAAAUUAAUGAGUGUGUGUGUGUGUGUAAAAAAAAAGUUUACAGAAUGUAAAGAAUUGAACAAAUAAUCUGUAACAAUAAUGCGUAGAAUGUUUUUAUUUGAUGUUAAUCAACCUAAGACGACAACAACAACAAUAACAGAAACCAGAAACAAUCAUUAUCAUAAUUAUAAUCGAAAACUUUUAUCAAUUAUCAAUAAAAUGUUUGGAUCAUCAAAAUCGAAUAAAUUUUUUUUUGAAUCACAUGAUGAUGAUGAUCAUGGAAAUUUAGAUGAUAAUUUGAUUGAUAGAAUACUUUAUCAAUCACAACAUUCAUCUAGACAACAUUAUCAACAAGAUCCAUCAUUAUCCUCUGAUGAAGAUUAUAAUAUCAAUAAUAUUAAAUGGUUAUAUACUAAACGAUAUCCACAAUAUUCAGCAACAUUAAAUCAACAAAAUGAAAUUGAACAUCAUAAUCACUAUCAAACACAACAUCAGAAUAUUCAUCACAAUUUUGAUGAUAUUACUAAUAAUGUAAUUUUUCAAUCAGAUCAUAAUCAUAAUCCUCUUAAUCAUCAUAAUCAUCAUCAUCAUCAUCAUCAACAUCAUCAACAACAACAACAUUCACAACAACAACAACAACAUCAACAACAACAUGAACGUCAUCAUACUAAUAAUCCUCAAAAUGUAUUACAACAACAAUCACAUCAACAAUCAUCAUCGACAACAUUGAAUAAUCAUCAAUCGGAAAUUUCAACACAAAAUUUAAAUACACUUAUUUAUGAUAAUGAUCUUUUAACCGAACGAGAACGUGAAUAUUAUAAAGAUUAUGAUCCAAUGGUUGGAUAUCGAAUAGCAUUAUCAUUAGGAAUUAUUAUACUUAUAUUCAUAAUAUUUGUUCUCUAUAAAACACAUUGUCAAAAUAAAAAAAAUCGACGAUUAUUGAUGAAUGCACAACAAAAUAUUCAAAUGUCAAAUUUACGAACAUCUACAACAACUAAUGAUUUAUAGCAGUAUAUUUGUCAGCCAUAAUAAAAAAAAGUAAAAUGAAUGUAGAUUUUUCUAUAGAAAUUAUAAAAACA